GCCACUUUUUGAUCUCGGCAUCUUUGAGAUUUGGGUGGGAGAUGCGCUUGUCAGAGAGAGGGUCGACGCUGGGCCUCGCGUCUCCCGCGGUGGGCCAGACGUCUAACCUGUUUUAUUUUCAAGAAUGAUAGCUACAUUUGAGAAGUUGCUAUGGAGACAGUUACCUGGCCAAUGUGGUGAAUGCAAUGAGGGGAGGUUGGGGCGGAAAUGAAGUCAGGGCCACAAGACAACCAAAUGCAAACAAUGUGCGAAAACAAAUGGACCAACAACAGAAGUUAUAAACGGAGAAAAGGAAGCGUGAUAUAAGAAGACCUACAAUCGGCACAGGACAUACAGUGUGACUUGGAUAUGAAUCUGCUUUGCUGGGGUAGUGGGGACCUUGGCCAGACUGGCCAUGGCAGGCCAGGCGAAAUUGGUCCUGAGGAGGCCCAUCUGAGAGAGUUCACAAUGGCAAGGCUGGGCAGAGCGAAGCUACUGGCAUGUGGAUCCAGUCACUCCAUUGUGGUUACAGUGGACAACAAGAUCUUUGCAUGGGGGAAUGGCACCAGUGGACAGCUGGGUGACGGAGAGAAGGCAGUAAAGGACCAGCCAGUCGAGGUUAAGUUGCCACAGGAACUGAACGUUGAAGGAAGCAACGCAGCUGUGGAUGUGGUCAACAUUGUUGGCGUGGCCUGUGGAAGCAGACACUCCUUCAUAUGGACUGAAACUGGCCGGGCCUACAGUUUUGGGAACAACUUCUACGCCCAGCUAGGCUAUGACGUCCAGAGGCUUGACUUCAAAGACCACCAGCUGGCACCGCGUUUGUUCCAGAAUCUCCCAUCCUCUCUGAAAAUAUCUCAAGUGGCCUGCGGAGAGCGACACACUCUGUUUGCGCUGGAGGACGGCAGCGUGGCGGCAUGUGGGCAGAAUGAUUAUGGACAAAUUGGCAGUGGUUCUGAGGAAAAUAUGGUCAUCCCUCGCUUUGUGGAGGGUGUGGACCAUGUGUCGAAAGUCACCUGUGGGGCAAACCACAAUCUUGCACUGACAGGUGACGGCAGGUUGUUUCAGUGGGGAUGUGGACGGGCAUGUGGGAACAGAAAAAGGAACAUCCUUUCCCCAGAGGAAGUGACGCCACCAAGCUCGCCAGUGAGAGACAUUGCUGGAGGAUGUUGGCAUAGCCUGCUUCUAACAGAUGGUGGGAAUGUCUUCUCCUGGGGGAUGGGGCAAGAGGGACAGCUUGGACUUGGAGAGGACGGGAUUCAUAUCUCCACUCCUUGUCUUCUCAGCUAUUCUCAGCUUGCUGAGGUCACACAGAUACAAGCAGGGGACAGCUACAGUGCAGCCAUCACAGCAGGUGGAGAGCUGGUUCUCUGGGGUCAGAUCCCCUGUGUGUCCUGGGUCAUUGAUCAUCCAGGCCUCAAAAAGCUCUGGACCCCACAGCCUGUUCCACUGGCAGGCAGAAAGGUGUGUGAUUUGGCCUGUGGUACCUGGCAUAUGAUGGCCCUCACCACAACAAGCAGAGAGAAGAACACUGAAUGUGCUCACUCAGAAACUGAAGCUCGCUUCAGAGACCUUGUCAGUGAUCCCAUGCCGACAGAGCACACCGAGAAAGAAAACACAGUGCAAGACUCCAGGCAGGUUCAACACAAGCUGCUUCACGGUCUGGAGAGGCCAGAGGGCUGUGAGGAGCACGAGAAGGAUGAAGAAAGUGAGAGUGCAGAGGAAGAAGAAAGACUAAACAAAGAGGAGGGAGAUGGAGCGUUACACGAUUCAGCAUUUGCCAUUGCCAGGUCUGCAACGGGGAUGGACAGGAGAGGAAAUGGCCACUCAUCAAUCAUAUCCAACCAAGGGGAUGAGAGGGAGAGUUGCAGGACAGCUGCAUCGUGGGAGCUAAGGAAAGAACCAUGCAGAAGCAGAGGAAGCAGAGAUGUUGUAUUCACCACUUUGCAUCUGUUACCCAGGUCAGAAGGAGAGCAAUGCAGGCCCACUGCCAGCAGCUUACCCCGGCUACUCACAGGACAUCAAGCUCAUAGCAGGGUUUUAGAUGAGGUUCGGAUGGUGAGAUCUACACAUCUGACUGAAUUGGUCCACAGAUCUGGAAGUGACAGCAGCAUUUUGCAGAGUCCCAGGCUCAGACCCAACCCCACCCCUCCUGGGAGAUAUACAGGUCGUGGUGGCUCUUUUCACCGUUCAAGAAUUAGACCACACACUGGCCUCAAGUGUCCCAUUGACAAUUCUUCACCCAGUCUGAGCCCUGGGCAGCAAGCUCAGAUGUCCCCCCUCCCUUCCACCCGGGACCACGAGUCAUAACCUCUCUAUCGCCAACUCCUUCCUCUUCUGAACUAUUCAGGUACUCUCCUACACACAGAAGGGCUAUCUAUCUUCCCUUGGCACUUCUCGGAAGAAUCUAUAAGAAUUCACAGAUCCAGUUCUCUCCAACAGUAGAAUUUAUCUGAUGUUUUAAUGUUUGAUGUUUGAAGAUGUGUAUUUCCCCUUUUCUGUCAGGUUAUGUGAAUUAAUUGAAAAGCAAAAUAUGUUCAUCAUUUAGCCACCUAGAUAAUACACAGCUCAUCCAUAAAGUCAUCAGCAUCAAAAGCAUUUUUACCCAAUAGCCUUGAGAAAUGACUGGCUAUGGAGAGAAAAUGUGCACUCUAUUAUCUACUUGAUAAUGCUUUGCUGUGCACCACAUACAAAGUUAAACACUUUUGGCUCCAAGGUGACUGACAAACAGCCUCUUUUACUUUGUAAGAGCUCUCUAAAACAGAGAAACUCCAGAUCAGCAUUAAUGGGCUCCACUUUACCCCACACUGUGAUUUGGCAAAUAUACUCCUCUUACAAACCAUCUCAGUCAACAUCACUCCUGAACCUUGACCUCAUCUUCAUCAGCAUUAGACUUUGGUCUUCCAGUCGAAGUCGUGUGUAGGAGCUGCAUAGUCCCUGAAUCAGCACAUUUCAACAGAACUUGAGAGGGUUUUUUACCCUAUGUACUACUGCGUACUACUGAGACUCAUUUCUUUUUAAUACUUACAGUAUGUUGUUUAUUAAAGACAAAACACCCUCUCAGAUCUUGGUCUCUUGUAAGACAUUUCACGGUGGAGUGUUUUCAUGGCUGCCUCUGCAGUAUGAGUCACAUGUGCAUGCUACUAUGGCUCUUUUGAGUGUGAGUGAAAAUUGAGUUGCUUCCAGAGAUAAUACUAUAUGAUGAGGCUUCUCAAAGACGUAGGAUUAUUACAGCUUCUUUUGAGUUUGCUCUGGGUUUUUUAAUGUUUUUUAGUGAGAUGUCCUCCGUGCACACUGGAUGCAAACUGGUCCUGUGCCACAGUGCAGACCACAACUACAUGGUCAUUCCUAUUGUCAUGAUUUCCAUAUAAGUGGAGCAUGUGAUUUUUAUAUUUACAUUAUAUACAGUGCGUUCAACAAAAUGGACCUUUUGUCGAUAACUUGGCACUGUGUAACACAUUGGCAGUGUUCGGUUAGAGACAACACUCCACGUGCCAAGUGAAAGUAAAAUGAUUUCUUAGUAAUAGUACUUUUUAAUACCAAAUAAGGCAGUAAUACUUAAUAUGUUAUCACUUUAAGCACAGAUUUUACAAUAUGAAUCAUGGUAGAACAUUCUCAAUCAGUGUGUGUAAGUUAUGAGUCAUGUUUAAAUAUUGAAUGAAUAUGCUGUUAUUUCUGUUUUCUUGCAUCACAGUCGUCAGUUCACUUGGACUUCAAAAAUGCAUAUGGACAUCAAGACUAUUCAUUACCUUGGUCCCAGUGUUUAAAGGUAAAAAAUGUAACUAAUGUUGAUAUUGCAAACUUUAGCAAAGUUAUUUAAAAGGGUAUUGAAUUUCUGCUCCAGGAAAGUGAUGAGAUAAAAAAACAAACGUGCUUUUGAAUUGAGUCUCAGAUUUGCUUUUGUGAUUAUCAAACCCAAUACUGACUACACACAGGCAUGCAAUACUAAUGGCAUUGAGACAUCCGCCCUCAUCCCACCCCAUCGCCUCCUACACUCCCUAUGGUUUGUUUUGGUGUGUGUGAGUAAGUGUUGGUCGUGUGUAUCACGUCUUUGCCCUGCAAGACUCCUGCCAAUCGAUUCAAGGUGAGACCUGUCGAUUAAACACCCUGAGCCAUGCUCUCUACCUAACCCCAGGGCGAUUCAAUCCCACCCCUUACACACACAUGCACACAGCCGUACACAAACACACGCACGCAUACACACCCACCUCACCUGUCAUCCAUCAAUAUCUCCAUCUGGACCUGUAUUGAUCCCCUCCAUCCAUCCUCUUCACCCCAUGCAGUGCAACAUCAGGGCCAAGACGAUGUCCGUGCAGGUUUAAUUUCUGACAGAUUUACAAUAAAGCUCAAGUUAUUAUUUAACUCUUCCGGCCGCAGUGUGCUCUUUGAUUUAGCACCCUGGGAGAGGAUGAGUUACAGCUGACACGGAGAAUCUGCCGGGGCUGGAAUGGUAGGCACCCUGUUCAUAACUCAGCCGCCGAAUGUGUAGUUAGUCAAUCACUUGAUCUGUAAUCACAAAUGCUGCCAGAAAUUACAUGAGUGAUGAGCUGUAAUAAAAGCACUUACUUUUCCUG
This is a messenger RNA of Sander lucioperca (pikeperch), 4553 nucleotides long. RefSeq names its product ultraviolet-B receptor UVR8-like. Gene Ontology annotation, cellular component: cytoplasm. The transcript has 15 exons. The record is from RefSeq and is a predicted model, not a curated record. Lineage: Eukaryota; Metazoa; Chordata; Actinopteri; Perciformes; Percidae. The coding region runs from base 349 to 2289 and encodes 646 amino acids. Gene Ontology annotation, molecular function: guanyl-nucleotide exchange factor activity.